Molecule: messenger RNA, 3627 nt
Organism: Penicillium chermesinum
Lineage: Eukaryota; Fungi; Ascomycota; Eurotiomycetes; Eurotiales; Aspergillaceae
Product: HECT-type E3 ubiquitin-protein ligase
Exons: 3
Coding region: 1-3627 (1208 amino acids)
Biological process (GO): protein polyubiquitination
Molecular function (GO): ubiquitin protein ligase activity
Source: RefSeq, a predicted model, not a curated record
AUGCCGUCCCGCAACGGACGUAAUGCAGCGGUACCCUCGAACUUGAAUCAUCGGCUGCCUGCUGCCUUUCCAGACCUCCCGGACUUGUAUCCACCUCCGGUUCUCGAGAACGCGCGGCGACGUCCCCCUAACCUGCAAAAUGCUCCAGAAAUGGCCCCAAUGAAUGCGAGCAUACCGGAUAGCCCACGGCGAGGGCACAAUCGCUCCAUCAGCAAUCCGUUCUCGUCGCCGUUUAAGAAGAAAGUAACGAAGCAAGCGACUUGGGACUCGGAUUCCGAUUCAGAUGAUAUCACAUACCCGGCACAUACUCUAGCAACAAGCCCGCGGAAGGAUGGGUGGAAGGGAGGCACAGGAAAGGAGACUGUAGAGGGCAAAUGCCAAACCUGCAAUUCGACCGUACGGUGGCCUCGAGAAUCCCAAGUCUUUCGGUGUACAACGUGCUUGAUGGUCACGGAUCUGGAGGAAGAGCCACCGGGAAGAUCGAAAGAUCGGGAUGCCACGGACAGUUCCCGCCUAAGAGGGCGAGAAAAGCCUCUCCCGCCUGUCCCUUCCGAGAACUCACCACCAUUGCCAGCCGAUUCCCAACCAGGCCCAGUAUUGUCUGUAUCACAAGCGCGAUACUUAAUUGAUGGAUGUCUUUCUGCAUACUUCGAAAGUCUCCUCGAGGAGCCACGCGCACGAUUGGCACCGGAUGACCAUCGGACAACCAGACCACACACGAAGGCUGAAGUACACGUCGCUUCCGCCGGCCCCGGCUCCCACCAGCUAAAUGUUCCUCGAGAUCCCCGCAAUCGAAGCGCUUCACUUUCCCAUUCCAGUGACCGUGAGCGAUCUGACUCCGGUAAGGAAAAUACGGAUUUUCUGUUCCCACGCAAGCCUUUGAAAGAAAGCAGAGAUCACUCAGUAAGGGCCCGUGCCACGUCGGAUGUGGAGAAUGGGUUAAGAAGAGACCAUCAUGCGCAAAGGACGGAUGGACGCAGCUUCCCAGCUGGCAAGGAGCGCGAGAACGUAUCCUCGAUCUUCAAAAGAUUGGAGGACCACAUUAUUGCUGCUUUCAAAGGUUGUGGACCUCUCAAUUCUUCAUUCCCUGUUUAUCAGCAGUCUGCUAGAUCCGCAAGUAGCGGGAACCCCCCAAGAACGAAAGUCAACCCAGCAGCUCAGGACGCCGAACAGCAUGCCCCGCUCUUUGAGCCGGAUGCAAAGACUCUGCUUCUCGGAGACGUUGCCGAGAAUUCGACUUGGUGGAUGACAGAAUGGGCAAAAGAGGAGGGCCGGGUUCAUUCCUCCCGACAUGCUUCUAGUAGCUCUUCCAAAGCCCGGGCAGUGUCAUCUCGAAGCCCUCGUAUCAACUGGGGAGAAAUGAAUCAGUGGUACCAACUUGUGUUACAUGCCGGAAGCACUUGGGUAGAGAAGUGGUCAGCCAAAAAGCCGGAUGCUGUGGACUCCGAGGCAGAUUUGAUUCGAAGCAAGAGAUGGGACUCUGUCGACCUCUCCAUGAUUGAAGAAGACAUCACCUGUUCUCGCCUUCAUCUUCAGCGGACUUUGAUGAAAGCGACAGAGAAUCUUCUUAAACGUCCACGGCAGGUCCUGAAACGGCCAGAAGAUACUAGGUUCUUAUUCAUUCUCAUAUCAAAUCCCAUGUUAUCAUCACCGGGUUCGUUCUCAAAUAGGACACCGGUUUCUCAUCGAGACCAUCGUCACCCAUCACACCCGAGAGACUUCCUACGGCCAAAUAGAGAGGGCAAAUCUCCACAGAAAGAGCCAGCUGCCUCUAAUGCCCGCUCUGGGGAGUCAGGCCAUCAUUAUGGGCCUCUGAAGAGGAUCCUCGGGUUGAUGUCGAAUCUUCCCAAUGAUUGCCAUCAUUACUUCGUGUCAUGGAUGUCGCGCUUCUCGCCCGCACAGCUAGAACGCCUUGUUGAUCUGGUUGGUGGGUUCGUGACAUAUAGACUGACCCGCCAACAUGGCAGUCGGAAGCGUAGCGAGGUCAAGGAUGUGGAUGAAUUAAUCCCUAGCUUUGCCAGCGCCGCCGGCAACACGCCUGCUGAAUUACACGCUGCCAUCAAUCGACGCAGUCCAAACCGGCAAACCGCCAAGAAGAAAGAUACACCUGUGGUGUAUGCAGAGGAUUGGCAAAUCCGAGCCGCUGCCAGAAUCAUGUCUCUGAUCUUUACAGCGAACUUGUGCAGUCUGACACGCAAGCCUGAUGGAAGCCUUGGCGAUGCUAGAUCAAGAUUCCCUGCUGCGCCAAAUCGGCCAGGCCGUGGCCAUGGCUACUUGGUGCCUAUCAGUUCAUUCUACAACACUCUCCUUGAUUAUUCAGAUCUCAUUGGCGAUUUUGAGACCUGGGAGUCGAAAAGCUCGAAAUUUGCCUUUUGUCAGUAUCCAUUUUUCCUGAGCAUUUGGGCGAAGAUUCAUAUUCUUGAACACGACGCACGUCGGCAGAUGGAGGCGAGGGCUCGCGAGGCAUUUUUCAACAGCAUCCUCAACCGUCGCGCUGUUAGUCAGUAUCUGGUGCUCAAGGUUCGGCGGGAUUGCCUUGUCGAUGAUAGCCUGAAGGGAGUGAGCGAAGUGGUGGGCUCCGGCCAAGAAGAUAUCAAGAAGGGUCUUCGUAUUGAAUUCACGGGAGAGGAAGGCAUUGACGCGGGGGGCCUUCGCAAAGAGUGGUUUCUGCUACUUGUCCGCGAGAUCUUUGACCCUCAGCAUGGACUGUUCAUCUACGAUGAGGACUCGAAAUACUGCUACUUCAACCCGUACUGUUUCGAGUCUUCAGAGCAGUUCUUCUUGGUGGGGGUCCUGCUGGGACUCGCCAUUUAUAACUCGACCAUCCUGGACGUUGAUUUACCACCAUUUGCAUUCAAGAAGCUGCUGGCAGCAUCCCCGACACCUACCGCUCCUCAAACCAUGGCAGCACCGCCAAUGAAGUUUAAGUGUACCCUUGAUGACCUUGCCGAAUACCGCCCCGCCCUUGCACGAGGACUUCGCCUUCUUCUAGAUUACGAGGGCGACGUCGCCGAGACAUUUUGCUACGACUUCGUUGCCCAGGUCGAUCGCUACGGAGAAGUCGUCAGUGUGCCCCUUACCCCCGGGGGUGAACAUCGGCCCGUCACAAAUUCGAAUCGACGUGAAUUUGUUGACCUCUACGUCGCUUAUCUCCUCGACGCUGCAGUCGCGAGGCAAUUUGAACCUUUCAAACGCGGGUUCUUCACCGUUUGCGGAGGUAAUGCGCUAUCGCUCUUCAGACCCGAGGAGAUCGAGCAGCUGGUCCGAGGCUCCGACGAGCCACUUGAUGUCAACUCUCUCCGAGCAGUAGCAACUUACGAUAAUUGGUCCCACCCACAACCAGAGUCAGUCCCCGUGGUCCAAUGGUUCUGGUCAUUCUUCGAGACGUCCCCGCCCGACGCCCAACGGAAAAUCCUGUCUUUUAUCACGGGCAGUGACCGUAUCCCUGCGAUGGGUGCCACGAGCCUUUCGAUCAGGCUUGCCUGUCUUGGCGACGAUGGCCCGCGAUACCCGACUGCCCGGACUUGCUUCAACACCCUAGGCCUGUACCGCUAUUCGUCUCGGGAGAGGUUCCAGCGACUGCUUUGGGAUGCAGUAGUGAACAGCGAAGGGUUUGGGUUGAAAUGA